Molecule: messenger RNA, 1336 nt
Organism: Haliotis rubra (blacklip abalone)
Lineage: Eukaryota; Metazoa; Mollusca; Gastropoda; Lepetellida; Haliotidae
Product: D-amino-acid oxidase-like
Exons: 10
Coding region: 57-1067 (336 amino acids)
Molecular function (GO): FAD binding; D-amino-acid oxidase activity
Source: RefSeq, a predicted model, not a curated record
AUUUCUUAUUAUACUUCAACAUAAAAAACACCGGAUCCUGUUUCAGUCCCAACGUCAUGGUGGGGAAGAGAGUUUGUGUGAUCGGCGCGGGCGUCAGUGGGUUGGCGUCCGCCGUGUAUGUCCAGCGUCAGUGUCCAAAUGUUGAGGUCACUCUCGUGGCAGACGUGUUUUCACCCAAAACAACGUCGGACGUGUCUGGUGGGCUUUGGGAGCCAUAUUGUCUCGGGGAUACCCCUAAAGACCUCAUCAAAACAUGGAGCUCUGUGACGUGGGAUUAUCUCCUCAGUAUAUACAACUCCCCGGUCGCCCAAAGGGUUGGGUGUCAGCUGAUGUCGGGCUUCACACUGACUGACGGAGACUGUCCCGAUCCAGAUUUCAAAGACCAAGUGUUUGGCUUCCGCCAGCUCACCGCUGAUGAGCUAAAACAGUUUCCAAUGGCAAGAAAUGGCAGCUUCCAUACAACCCUGCAAAUUGAUGUCGAGCUGUACCUACAUAUGUUGAUGGAGAGGUUCGUGCGUCAAGGUGGCACAGUUCAGCAAAGAAAAGUAGAGUCUCUGGAGGAGAUGUCCGGCCAGUAUGACGUCGUGGUCAACUGUACAGGGUUGGGCUCCUAUAGUCUCAUGCGGGACACGUCUCUCAAGCCAGUGCGAGGCCAAGUGCUGCGGAUGCGAGCUCCCUGGGUGAAACAUUUUUACUUCUCCAAACCAAGCAAUGCUGCUGCAACCUACCUGAUUCCUUCCUGUCGCAGCCUUGUAGUCGGAGGAGUGUUACAAGAGGGGAACUGGAAUGAAGACGUGGAUGAGGCAGAUUCUCGGGACAUACACGAGAGGGCGCUCUUAUUACUGCCCAGCCUCAAGGGAGUGGAGAUCGAGUCUGUGCUGACAGGCCUUAGGCCCGGAAGGACACAAAUUCGACUGGAGACACAACAUCUGAAGAUGAGAUCUGGGGAGACACUACCAGUUGUACACAACUACGGCCACGGGGGUGCUGGGGUUGCACUGCACUGGGGAUGUGCCCAACAUACGGCACGACUAGUCAAGGAAGCGCUGACAGCAAGCAAACUGUGACUAUAACCCAACUCACAGGGAGAACAUGUUCAGAUUUGAGUAUUGAAUUUAUAUCUUUUUGACUAUCAAACACACACUUGAAGAUAAAAGCAUGUCCAGGAAAAGAGGGUCUCAAUAGUACAAAAAAUAAUUCAUUAAAAAUGUGCCAACCAAACUUUUAACCAAAGAGACUAGGUCACUGUAAAUAGCCUAUUGGGCAAGGUGUUUGCCAGUCAUGCAUCCUACCAGGUUUGAUUCCCAUUUGGAACAAUAAAAUAUUUGUAAUCAAA